GAUUUACGAUAAGGAUGGAGAUCUCCUGUAGCGUGGAAAUCUCUCCAUAUCCUCGUGCUUCUAAAUUAAGCUUCACCGUUUCCCAUCUCACAUCAAUGCUCCACAACAUCAACAACAUAUGUGGGUGGUUAUCAGAUACUUCUUCUCUUCUCCUCUGAAGAACCGGUAUGAAGUCCUCGCCAAAUCAUCAUAUAUCUUGACAUCUCACAAGGUUUGUUUUCCGUGUAGUGCUAUCAAGUCUGUGAGAUCCCAGCCACCGGAGAGCUGUUGGUAAUCCCGUUUAGUCUCUUAAUUUUCCCAGCCUCGUUUUCUUGCUUGCGUUUAGGAAAGGAUUCUUUUCCUACAUCGGCCUGGUACUUGCAUACUUGCAUAUCUUCUUUUCUAUUUGUCGAUCUGAAGACUGCGGAAUUGUAUGCAUUUGCAUUACAGUAUUUGAUCGACAACAAGCUUUAAAAAGCUUCAAGAGCUUAUCCUGGUACUGACAUCAACCACCUCUAUCAAACUUCAGAUCUGGAUAGGAGAUUCUCGAAAUGCGUCUUUCAUCGACUUGUUUAGGUCUUCCAACUUCGAUUCUCUUAUUACUUAUUUCGCGGACGGAUUCUGUACAAGCUAUUCGUGAUAAUCGAUUCUUGACCCAUUGGCCUCGCGAUCUUACGGCACAUUUCAAACAUUGGAUUAAUGGAUCCCCGAGUUGGAGACGAGAUGAUCGAGAUCAAGUAUUUGAGAAGGACGAUAAAUUGACUGCUAAAAGUCCGAUUGGAACUCUGAAAAUGAGUGAAGAUGAAGGAGAGAAAUUCUUUAUGGAAUAUUGGCAAUUUCAGGGAGAGGAUACCCUUUCAAAUUUGGAUGUGAAGAAUAACUUUUUAAGAAAAAGAGAUUUGAAGGAGGAGGCUAGGUUAUUUGCAAACUCGUCAAUUCCUGUCUCUUUUCGAGCACCAUUUGCCUUACAUACGGAAGAUCAUUGGGAAUCUUUGGAUUAUGAAGAUAUUCGAGUUCGCAGAAAAGAUUCAGCUGCUACAUUGGCAAUAUUGGAAAAGAGGGAUUUUAAAUGUCCUACAGGAACAUCGAAUUGUUCAUCAAUAGGGUAUCCAAAUAGUUGUUGCGCAACGGAUGAAACUUGCUUCAAGAUUACAGACACUGGAUUAGGUCCUGUUGGAUGUUGUCCUAGUGGAGGAAAUUGUGGAGGAACCAUUACGAAUUGUGCUUCACCUAACACAGCUUGUGCAGAUGAUGUAGGAGGAGGUUGUUGCAUACCAAAUUAUGUAUGUGCUUCAAUUGGUUGUGUUAUAAAUCCAUCACUCGUGGUAGUUGUUACUACAACCCAAACUUUCACCGUUAUUUCAUCAACUCCAACGAUUACUACCCAAACAACUACCAUUACUAGUACGAGGUCUUUAUCGUCUAGUUCUUCAAGCAUACCGAGUACAUAUUCUCAAACCUCGACAUCAACAGCUUCUACAAGUACAGUCACAACAGCUUCGGGAGUUGUCCCCAUUCGACCUACAGGUGAUUCUACAACCACAACGACUACGGUAUCAUCAACAAUCACUGGAGAUAUGUGUCCAACAGGAUUCUAUGCCUGUUCAGCUCACUAUCAAGGGGGAUGUUGUAGAACAGGUAGAAAUUGUGAUACAACAUCAUGUCCAGCUACAUCAUCGACAACAAUAAUCAGCGAUGGAAUCACAGUAGCAGUUCCAGUUGGAUCGGCAGCAACAAUAACAUCAGCAACAGGAACUUGUGCAACAGGUUGGACUACUUGUGCGGCUAGUUUGGGUGGUGAUUGUUGUCCUAGUGGUUGGGCUUGUGGAGCGGCAAGUUGUGAGAUUGUACAGACGCAGGCUAGUGCCACGACUACGGAGGUGCGUCAGAAAGAGAUACCUGGGAUGGGCGAGAGAGUUAGGGGAAGAGGAGAGAUGGUGGGGUUUUUGGGGAUGAUGGUUGGGUGGUUGAUUUUAUGAGAGAAAAGAUGAGAUGGGAUUAUGGAUUUAUGACUUAUGUCUAAUGACCCAUGAGUAAUGAAUAUUUGAGAAUUUUAGGCUUGUUUCAUGGGUGAUUGGAGUUAUACUUUUGGUUUGCAUAGUGAAACACAUACAUUCUGAUUGGUAAUCAAUAAAUUAGCAUUAGAUAAAUAUAGAAUUAGAAAAUUAUAAGGAAAUGAACAAAGAGCAUGUAUUUAUUCAUUUACCGAGUACAAACAUAUUUAAAAAU
This is a messenger RNA of Sclerotinia trifoliorum, 2208 nucleotides long. The record is from the annotation of a GenBank genome assembly. Lineage: Eukaryota; Fungi; Ascomycota; Leotiomycetes; Helotiales; Sclerotiniaceae.